AUGAGUGAAUCUCGAAGUUCAACUCAGGAUCCUGAGAAAAGCCGGUCUAUCACACGCGCGCAAAGUGUCAAGGGGGUUGAUACACCAGAGACCAGUCUUGUCAAUAUCUUGGUUGUUUCUACUGCAUGUCUAGGAGGAUUCGUGUAUGGCUUCUCGGCCAACGCCCUCUCUGGCUCUCUCUCACAAACAACCUUCAUCGCAAAGUUUUUGUCGACGCCUGAUGCAACGUCCCGACAAGAUGGUAUGCUUGGAGGUUUCCUCGGAGGUGCCCUAGUUGGGGCUAUCCUGCAGGCACCUUUAUCCAACAAGUCCGGCCGACGAAUUGCCAAUGCUGUUGCCGCCCUCAUUGUCAUUAUCUCAGGUGCUUUGCAGGCCGGGGCGGUCGAUGCUACCAUGUUUAUCGUUGCGCGUGUCAUCUGCGGCGUCGGCGCGGGUAUGGUAUUCUCGAAUACUCCUGUGUAUAUGAGUGAAAUCUCCCCUCCACACACACGGGGGAUGCUGGUUGGUCUGCACGGCGUGGGUACGGUGGUGGCAUAUAUUCUGGCUGCUGUUUGCGCGCUGGCCUUCAGUUUCGUGACUACUCAAAUGCAGUGGCGGUUUAUCUUUAUGGUUCUGACUGCUGUUGGUGUUAUCUACUUGAUGACACUUUACUUUAUUCCCGAGUCUCCUCGAUGGCUCAUGCAACAGGGACGCGAUGAGGAGGCUAAACAAGUAUUGGAGUACCUGCAUCGUACCAAGCGAGACCCUAGAGCUGCUUUUGCUCAUGCUGAAGCGGUCCAGAUUAAGGCUCAGGUCGACGCAGAGAAAAAUACCCCCAGCGGUUAUCUCUAUAUUAUGCGCACCGCGUCUCAUCGCAAGCGCGCUCUCUGCUCUAUUCUAUUGUGGACUAUGGGUCAGGGAACUGGUAUCACUGCCAUCGCAAAUUUGAUCCCCACACUAAUGGGCGCCCUUGGCUUUGGUACCACGAUGCAACUUGGACUUGGCGUUGCCUGGACAGUAUGUGCGGUGAUUGGUUGUGGAAUUAAUGUUUUCCUUCUGGAUAGGGUUGGACGAGUGAAGCUGUUGGUGAUCGGUGGAUUUGGCUCUGCUGCUAUUAUCAGUGUCAUGGCAGCUCUCGAAAAGUUCUACCUCAACACUACCUACACACCUGGCAUCAACGGUGCCGUGGCGAUAUAUUUCAUCUUCGGUGCCUUCUUCACCUCCACCAUUGAAUGUACCGCAUAUGUUUAUGGUUCUGAAAUUUGGCCGACACACCUGCGCAGCGAGGGAGCGACCAUUGCAUUGGUCAGUUUCUUUGGCAAUGCUGUUGCAUACAGUGCGCCUGUUACUCUGGCUCUUACCAAUAUCGGAUGGAAGUUCUAUAUGGUAUUUGUUGCUGUCACCGUUGCAAGUACUAUUAUUAUCAUGUUCUAUUUCUCUGAGACUAUGGGGCUAAGUCUUGAGGAGAUCAAUGGCAAGUUCGGCGACAAAGUCGAGAUGGAGCUUCAGGAUGCGCUUGAUGUUGACGAUACCAACUCGCAAGGCACAGUCUGA
Molecule: messenger RNA, 1533 nt
Organism: Penicillium hordei
Lineage: Eukaryota; Fungi; Ascomycota; Eurotiomycetes; Eurotiales; Aspergillaceae
Exons: 5
Coding region: 1-1533 (510 amino acids)
Biological process (GO): transmembrane transport; carbohydrate transport
Cellular component (GO): membrane
Molecular function (GO): carbohydrate:proton symporter activity
Source: RefSeq, a predicted model, not a curated record